Frankliniella occidentalis (western flower thrips) is the source of this 1060-nucleotide messenger RNA. RefSeq names its product G patch domain and ankyrin repeat-containing protein 1 homolog. The transcript has a single exon. The record is from RefSeq and is a predicted model, not a curated record. Gene Ontology annotation, molecular function: protein binding; nucleic acid binding. Bases 35 to 1060 code for a protein of 341 amino acids. NCBI's taxonomy places the organism in Eukaryota, Metazoa, Arthropoda, Insecta, Thysanoptera, Thripidae.
UGUAAGUUUCCUUUUCUGGAGCAUGUAGUUUGCCAUGAACUUUUCUGGCAAUCUUCAUCAUCUGAAGAAAUUUGUGAAAGGAACUGACAAUGAUGAAGGAGAAGCUUCUAACCAUGAAGCCACAAGAACUGAGUUCUGUGGUAUUUUUGAUGCGAGGAAAACCUAUGAGGAAAUUAUUGGAGGUGAACUGAAAACUGAACAACAAAUUAAAGAGUCUCAUGUCACUUUAGAGUAUCAUCAAAUCUCACUUCAACCUCCACCAGUUGAGGCUUUCUUAGCACGCCCAGCAUCUUCCCAUAGUUUGACCAAACCGCCCACUCUCAGUUUACUGAUGAAGCAUGCUGAACUCAAUGAUUGUGAGAGGCUCAUGGAAGGUCUGGAACAAGAUCCUAGUUUGAUUGAUUCAGUCGAUCAAUUUGGUUGGUCACUUCUCAUGGUAGCCGCCUGUGCCGGUGCACUUCAAGUCGUUCAACUUCUGCUCGAUUCAGGAGCAAAUAGAAGUCUGAGAGAUAAGGCAGGGAACUCGUGCAUUUCACUGGCCAGAAAAAAUGGCCACUUGAAAGUAGUGGAAAAUAUACUGAAAUUUAGUCCUGUUACUGCAGGUCAUGAUUCAGACACAUCAGCCCAGGAAACUCCUCCUUUUAAAGUAGAAUUGUGCCCUGCCUGCAAUAUCAGUGUCAUCCAAUCCCAAAAAAAGAGUCAUCUGACGUCAACAGUUCACCAGCUGAGUCAAUGUUCCAAGGGUUGCAAGACAUAUUACAGCAUUUCUGGAAGUAAUCGUGGGUAUCAGCUGAUGUUGAAAAAUGGCUGGGAUGGAGAAAAAGGCCUUGGACCAUCAGGAAGUGGAUUAAAGUUCCCGCCCAAGACAACAUUGAAAAGGGACCGAAAGGGGCUAGGGUUAUCCAAAGGGAUUGCUCGGAUCACUCAUUUUAGAUCUAAUGACAUAAAAGCAGUUGCUGAAAAACCAGUACCUUUAAGACAUGAUAACAAGAAAAAAUUAAAUCAACGACUUUACCGAGAAAAAAUGAUUGAAAUGUCAUUGAGACGAGAUUUGAGUUAA